UGGCGUACCGUUGAUUUUCGUUUUUUUAUACUGACGUGUUUAGAUAUUUGACGUUAUGUUGUGUUUAAAUCUCUUUACUUUUAUUUUUAAAAAAAGUGAUUAGGAUGAACUAUUUUGCACUUCAACGUUUAUACUGAAAUCCACACACCGGAUGUGUUUUCUGACUGCUGCGAUUGGUCGAUACGAAAAUACUGACACACUCAGAGAAGCAACUGAAACUGAGCUGAAUGUGUCAGGACAAUGGAGAAGACUUUAUGUAAUGUUCACGGCAGCGUGUGUAUGUUAAAAACGGGCGUUAAAGAUGGACCAAAUAAAGGCAAAAGCUUCUACGUCUGCGUUGACAAGCAAGGCUGCGAUUUCACUCAAGUGGCCAGCAUCUCACCAUCCCACUGCCUCCAACAUGAAGAUUCGAUGGUGGAACUCCAAGCUCUCACCUACAGUCUGCAACAGCAGAGCCACAGGUUGUUCUACAGGUGUGUUGUGGGCAAAAAAGUAGGCCAAAGAUGGUGUGGAACCGUGCCUUGGACUGCACCAGAGAAAGAAAAGAGAACCCCUCUUUCUGACACACAGCUACAGCCCUCUUGCCUGCCGCCUGUCCUAAACCCCUUUAAAGUCUCCAGCAAGACGGACAAGGACUCUGAGUGGACCAGAGUGCAACAAGGUGGAGGUGAUAAGAAAAGAACCGAUUUCAAAGACAGCGAGGCAAGUCACAAGGCUGAAUCAAGAGAGGGGUGUCAGAAAGAAAAUGUGCAGAGCGUAAAUGCAGGAGUGGAAGAAGAGGAGGCAGGGAAGCUAAAUACAGCGGAUUCUUACAGAGGUAAACAACUUCCACCGGGGAUGACGUUAAAGAAGAGAGUUACAGAUGAGGAGAGAAACAGUUGCAAAGCUAAGAAUGUGGAAAAAACGACAGAUACGUUGCAAGACAUGACUAAAGAGAACCAGAAAGCAGAAAAUAAGAUUUCUAACUCCAGUGUCAAGGCUGUUCACCCAGAGAAAAUAAAUCAGACCUUACAGAGUUCUCACAAAGACUCGCCCCACCAAGCAACUAAUGGUAAAACCUGUCCGGUGGAACAAACUGACCCUGCUGUAAAAAAGAGUAUCUCUAAAUGUGCACCCGGUUCCAGAGGCUCUGAUACCACCAGGGACCUUGCAUCUACCAAAACGGCACAAUUAGAGUCCAGUCAAACCAAAAUCCACCAAGAUGAUGAUGACGAUGUAGUGGUGGUGUCAGUGAAACCUGCUACUCAGAAAACUCCUCCUGUUACUGCUGUUCAAAAGACACUGACCAACUUCGCUGGAUUUCAGCCAAGUUCUAAGAUGAAAGUUCAGCAUGAAGCUCCCAAAGGGCUGCACAGCCUGCUCACUGCUCAACUCCAACAGAAAAAGGCGACUCUGUCCGUGGUGAACGUGGCAGCUCUGCCAGAUAAAGGGGAAAGGUUGAGGACUCAGGUGAAAGAGUUGGAGGACGCGCUGGAGUCUCUGAGCCUCACUGCUGCUUCUCAGCCUGAGUCCCAGAGUGAACGUAACAGCGGUGAUGCUAGUCUAGGUAGCAGCCAGGUAAACCCAUUCAGCCGGCAGGGCGGCGCCAUCCUGCUUCCUGCCCCCGGUCCCUCCCAGCACCAGGCCUCUGGCAGCUCCCUGGGGCUUCAGCUGAGCCAGGGAUACACCCAGAUGUGUGGAGCAAACCCACAGGUGGCAGGUGGUCUUUAUGGUGGGAGGAUGACUCACGACCGUCUGCUGGCGGUGAAAAAUGCCACCUGCGAGGCCAUUGACCAUCUCCACAAAUCCCUGGAGUCCUGCCCCGACGCUGAGGCCGAGGUUCCCGACCCAAAGGGCAUCAAGGUGUCGCUCCUGGCCCAUCAGAGGAGAGCUUUGGCCUGGCUGCUCUGGAGAGAAACCCAGAAUCUUGGAGGAAUUCUGGCGGAUGACAUGGGUCUGGGGAAAACCCUGACCAUGAUUGCUCUCAUACUGGCCAAGAAGAUCAAAGCAAAAGGGGAAGUUGAGAAGAAGGAAGAGAAGAAGCCAGUGAGCUGGUUCUCCAAAACUGACUCCAGCCUGGUGGUUUCUAAGGGCACUCUGAUCAUCUGUCCCGCCUCGCUGGUCCACCACUGGAAGAGGGAGAUUGACAGACAUGUCAAGACAGGCAAGCUGACUGUGUACCUGUACCACGGCCCCAACCGCGAGAAAAGUGCCAAAUUGCUGGCAGAUUAUGAUGUGGUGGUGACCACAUACAGUUUGGUCUCUAAGGAGAUCCCAGUCCAGAAAGAGGAUGGCGAGAGACCCAGCAAAGAUGCUGAUGAUGUGUCUUUACGCUCUGCUCCUCUUCUGCGAGUGACCUGGGCCCGGGUGGUUCUGGACGAAGCCCACAACAUCAAAAACCCAAAAGUGCAGACCUCCAUGGCUGUCUGUCAGCUGGGGGCUCGUGCCCGCUGGGCUGUCACUGGUACACCCAUCCAGAACAACCUGCUGGACAUGUACUCACUGCUCAAGUUUCUGCGUUGUUCUCCGUUUGAUGAGUACAAACUCUGGAAAGCUCAGGUGGACAACGGCUCUAACCGAGGCAGAGAGAGACUCAACAUCCUGACGAGGACUCUGCUGCUCCGACGAACCAAAGACCAGAAGGACUCCACAGGGAGACCACUGGUGUCUCUUCCUGGUCGGAGCUGCGAGGUGCAUCAACUCAAACUGUCCCAGGAUGAACAGGCUGUGUAUGAUGUGGUCUUUGCCCAGUCAAGAUCGACUCUGCAGAACUACCUGAAGAGACAUGAAGGAAAUGAUGUGAAAAAUGGAAAUGCUUCCAGUUCCAAUCCCUUUGACAAAGUGGCCCAAGAGUUUGGUUUGUCCCAGGCCGACCCUGCUGUGUCGAGUUCCCAGCAGCUCCAACCGGCAUCCAGCACCGUCAACAUCCUGUCGCUGCUGCUGCGCCUCCGACAGUGCUGCUGUCACCUGUCACUUCUUAAGAAGACUCUUGACACGUCGGAGCUGCAGGGCGAUGGCAUCGUCUUGUCUCUGGAGGAGCAGCUCAAUGCCCUGUCACUCACCUCCAGCCCCUCCGCACCGGGCACUCCCACCAACGACACCGUGGCCCUUAAUGGCACACGCUUCUCCUCACAGCUCUUUGAGGACACCAGUGAGAGCACCAAGAUUGCUGCUAUUGUCUCUGAGCUAAAGGCAAUCAGACAGAAGAGUAGUGAUCAGAAAAGCGUGAUCGUGUCCCAGUGGACCAGCAUGCUCAAAAUCGUAGCAGUUCAUGUGCAGAGGAUGGGCCUGAGUCACGCGGUUAUCGACGGGACCGUCAACCCCAAACGCCGCAUGGACCUGGUGGAAGAAUUUAACACCAACCCUCACGGACCACAGGUGAUGCUGGUGUCUCUUUGUGCUGGAGGGGUUGGACUCAAUCUCAUCGGGGGCAAUCACCUCUUUCUUAUUGACAUGCACUGGAACCCAGCCUUGGAGGAUCAGGCCUGUGACCGAAUUUACAGAGUUGGACAAAGUAAAGAUGUCACCAUCCACAGGUUUGUGUGUGAUGGCACAGUGGAGGACAAGAUCUCCACACUGCAGGCGAAGAAGAAGGAGCUCGCCCAGAAUGUGCUGUCAGGAACGGGAAGCACCUUCUCCAAACUCUCCUUGGCUGAUCUCCGAAUCAUUUUUGGUGUCUGAGAUGGGAGAGGACAGAGGAUGUUGUGCCACACUUUCAACCUUAUAGCCACACCAACAGACAACUGUUCAUACAUAUAUUUAAAGUUCAGGGCAUAAAUCUGAAAAAUCUUGAAAUAACCUAAUAAGACGUUCCAUCAUCUCUUAGCUUAAUCCAUAACAGUGUUUUAAAAUACAUCCGAACUGCUUUACAAAAUAUUAGACUUAAUUUGCCUCAACAUUUUAUUUCAAGGUUUCCUUAACUGUUCGUCCCUAAUUUCAGAACAGCUCUUGACAUCUCCCUACUCAUAACAUCUCCUUACAUGUUGCUUUAAUGGAUUUUUGUAAGCAUUUCAGUUGGUAUUGAAUUAGACGUUGCGUUCAUUCUGGACGCUGCUUUUGCCCCAAUUUGUUGCUUCAGUGCAAAACUAGUUAAUUGAUGACCAUCACGUUCUCUUAUUGUAUUCAUUUUAAGAGGUCCAUGAAGCUGUAGAAGAGAAGAGGAAGUCCUGAAUAUGUUAAUUAUUUUUUUCUUUUGCUAUUUAUCAGUUGCCGAUGCCUCUUUGUCCAAACAGCCACUGCUGUGGAGGUAACACUAAACAGCAGAUUUGAGCUUUCAAUUGAACCUUUUUAAGAUUAAUUAACCAAGUAAGUUUUCUGAGACUACAACUACAACUGCAGAUACUGUAACAUACAAGCUGACAACUUGAAACAUAUUUAUACACACAAAAUCAUCAUGCAACACAUGUACACAGCUACAAAUGUAUGUAUUGCAAAAGCCAUAGCUGACAUACAGGUGAGGAGCUCUUGCUCUUUUGGUCCAGUGUGAUGCUUUACAGCACUUUUUUUGUUUAUGGCAUAUGCUACAGUAGGUGUAGCAAAAAAAUUAAGUAAUAUUUUACUUUUUAUUUGUGUCACCUGUUGGAUUUUAUUUCUUCUAAAGCUGUUUUCAAAUUGCUUUUUUAAAGUAUUUUAUGUUUGUUAUGUUAAAUGCAGGUGCUUUGACUUAUGGAAGACAAAGUGACUCCUUACUGAAUAAAGUCCUUUGCAUAAUUAA
Etheostoma spectabile (orangethroat darter) is the source of this 4693-nucleotide messenger RNA. RefSeq names its product transcription termination factor, RNA polymerase II (gene ttf2). Lineage: Eukaryota; Metazoa; Chordata; Actinopteri; Perciformes; Percidae. The record is from RefSeq and is a predicted model, not a curated record. Gene Ontology annotation, biological process: DNA repair. Gene Ontology annotation, cellular component: nucleus. Gene Ontology annotation, molecular function: ATP binding; zinc ion binding; ATP-dependent activity, acting on DNA.